GGGAGCUGCUGCUGCUGCUGCUGUUGAGGCUCGGGGGCGGCGUGUGACGGUGAGAGCGGGGCAGGGAUCCCGGCGGAGAGGAAGGCGCCCCUCCCUCCUCCCUCCUGCUCCCCCUCCGCAUCUUCUUCCCAGCCUCAUGGAUUACCAGAUCCCCCGGGAAGCAGGAGGCUCAGCUCCAGGAGAUCCGCCGCGAGGGGCUUCCCGAGAGUGAGGAGGAGGAAGGCGCCCUCCACCCACAGCAUCCCCACCAUGGACAGCCUCCUGGAGCCCUUCCCCUCCGAGCGCCUCUUCCCCGGCGGCGCCCCCAGUUUCCUGGACCUGGGAGACCUCAAUGAGUCCGAUUUCCUCAACAAUGUGCAUUUCUCUGAGAGCUUCGACCACUUCUCAGAGAACAUGGAGGACUUUUCUAAUGAACUCUUCAACAGUUUCUUUGAUGACCCUGUUCUGGCUGAAAAGAACCCUCUGCUGGACAUGGAUCUGGACCCUCCUACUCCUGGCAUCCAGGCAGAGCACAGCUACUCCCUGAGUGGAGAUUCUGCCCCACAGAGCCCCCUCAUGCCAGUCAAGACAGAAGAAAAUGAGUUGGAAAAUGGUAUGUGGUCUCUCCAGCACAAGCUUUGUUCCAUCAUGGUGAAGCAAGAGCAGAACAUGGCUCCUGAACUCCCUGAGACCCAGAUGUCAGCUAAUGAGGUCCCCAUGUUGAACCUCAGCCCACUGCAAAGGUUGCCAGUCCCUGAAGAGGCUCCCAUAGAGAUGACACCCCAACCUGUAAUUAAAGCUGAGCCCAGAGAGGUGAACCAGUUUCUAAAUGUGCCAACAGAUGAUUUGGUGCAGAUGCCUCCUACCCCUCCCAGCAGCCAUGGCAGUGACAGUGAUGGAUCGCAGAGCCCUAGAUCUUUGCCUCCCUCCAGCCCUCCUCGCCCCACUGCUCGUUCCUCCACAGCAAUCUCUUCUUCUCCUCUCCUCACAGCACCACACAAGCUACAAGGGACUUCAGGGCCCCUGCUCCUAACUGAAGAGGAGAAACGUACUCUGGUUGCUGAGGGCUAUCCCAUCCCAAACAAGCUUCCUCUCACCAAAGCAGAGGAGAAAGCACUGAAAAGAGUUCGACGGAAGAUCAAGAACAAGAUUUCUGCUCAGGAGAGUCGGAGGAAGAAGAAAGAAUAUGUGGAGUGUCUGGAGAAAAAAGUUGAAUCAUAUACAUCUGAGAACAAUGAAUUGUGGAAGAAAGUGGAGACGUUAGAAAAUGCCAAUAGGACUCUCCUCCAACAAUUACAGAAGCUACAAACUUUAGUAACAGGGAAGGUUUCAAGGCCGUACAAAAUGGCUUCCACACAGACAGGGACCUGCCUGAUGGUCCUAGUUGUAUGCUUUGUCCUGGUCCUGGGCUCCCUGGUGCCAUGUCUCCCAGAAUUCUCUGCAACAUCACAGACAGUAAAAACAGCACCAACAGCAGACAUUUAUACAACUAGUAAAAUUCAGUCCCGGAGCCUUCUAUUCUACGAUGAACACGGGGGCUCCUUAGAGGAGGGCUACAGCUCCUUCAUCUCUGUGGAACAUCCUGAAAAGUGGGAAGCUGGAAAAAAUGGAGAGGAAGAGCAGCCACCUCCAGAGCUUGUGCACAGUCCACUGGUUGUGCCUCAUGAAACUGCCAAAUAUCUGCACAAAUCUCAGCAGGAGGGAACAAAUCAGACCAGCACAGCUGUCACUCAUCCCAAGGAGCAAUUCCAUGAGAGAGAGAGAACCUCCAGUGAUGCAGCGGAAUACUUAUAGCAGUUGCCAGUCCUCAGGGCCUCUUCCGUCUGGCUGCAGAUCCUUUCCCAGCUGCAUGAUUAAAAGCAGCAAUCCUCUGCACACUGACCUGGGAGUAAGUCCCCUUGGACCCAGAGGGCCUUACUCCUGAGUCCACCUGCUUAGGAGGGAGUACACUGUAGGGGGAUUGGGGCUGUAAUCAUAAACAUACUUUCUAAGGAUUUAGACAGGUUGAACAUAGUGAAACCUACUUCUGUGUAAACAUGCAUAGAACUGCACUGUCAGUGGGAAAGGAUGCUUCAUUUAGACAUCUCUAAAUUCGCCUUGAGUUCAGCGUCUUGUCCCUUCUCCCCUUUGUUCCCCAGUGCCAACACUGGUCUUUCUGUUGAGAUUCACCUUGAUUUGCAGGGAUAAAGAGUUGGCAACAUAAACAUUAAUCUCUAAUUUUUCCCUUCCACACUUGAUCAAUGUGGCCACUGGUUAUAAUUUUUCCUCCCUAUGUAAUAGGUCACCAGACAUUCUCCACUUCUGGCUGCACAGUUCCAAUUACGUACUGUGUAAACUAACUCCAGCCACAUGUAUGUCAAUUUCAAGAAAAAAAUCAUUUCUUCCUUCUGAAAUUGUAUUCUGUAUUGUCUUAAUUUUUGUAUGACACGUGACAUUUUUAAAAGCUGUAAAAUGAAGGUGGAACAAAGUUACGUGAUUAAGUGUCCAGUUAGGAAUAAGAAUAGUUUGCAAAGGAAAUUUUCACUUGUUUCAUCAGAUAAAAAUUCAUAACAUCAACCAUUGUGUUACUUGUGUGGCUGCACACUUGGUAUCAAACAUACUGAACUUCAUGGAUUUGUUUCUGAGAGUAAUAUACUACCAAUGUAGUCUUGUCUCAUCUUCUUGCCAAAAUCCUGAUUCAUUUUUUUUUAAGAUUCUGUUUUGAUGCCCAUUUUUUCUUUCACCAGAAUUUAAUCAUUGUAGAAAAAAUGCAUAUUCUUUCUAAGAUGAAAGUACCAUGCACAGUUCAGUGCUUGGAAGCUUUUGCAGGAAUGCUUUGGAAACCCUCACAUAAUGGGAUUAAGAAUCAAUGUCCAUCAUAUUUUCAGUUCCUUCCAAUUCCAUGUAUCCUUCCAAUUCCAUUCUCUUCAGGUAUUUGGAUUUAAUGACGUCCUUGUUUGCUCUUGUAGUUUACCCUGAGAACAUGAGAGUACAACUGGAAGGAUCUCUACAACACUUGUGAAAACAAGUCAGUCUGACUGUGCCCACUGGUGUAGCCACAGAUGGUUUGGAUGUACACAUGUUUCCUGAACAGCUCCAUUCUUGUACUGUUUUCCUAGUGCCAUUUGAGACAGAAGUAUGAAAUUGCAGGCUUCACUUAAAUUUCUAUUUUAGUAGAAAUGCAAGAAUCAGUACUUGGUCUAUGGCCCCUAGAAUUCCCCAGUAAGCUUGCCAGUACAUUGGCAACAGCAUUUCCAGCUCUGAUAGGAGUGGAGUGAUCCUCUAUAGCCAUUCUUCAAUGAAGUCCACCAGGGCCAAUAUACCACUGCAGCUCCCCCCAUCCCACUUUCCUCGGCCCAAAACUAGCACAAAGAACCACUCUUCCAUUCGUGCAUAUCCUUUUUAUCUAUUCAGAAAUUCUACUGGGCAUAGCCCAUGUGUGCCUCCAAUUCACAAUGUUGUACAGAGACCAAAAGCAGAAAUUGUUUGUACAUAAUGAACCUUAUUUUGUAUUAUUGCCAAUCCCUUAAGAUAUUGUAUUUUGGAGACUCUCAGAUCCUAUUUUCUGUAUUGUAUUUUAUUAAGAUUUAUUGCGGGCUUGGCCUCUAUGAACUUCCUCCCUUUGCAGGGUCCUGUUUCCUCUUAGCCUACCAGCUGAUGUUUGCUUUGUUCUGGUUUUAAUAUAUCACUGUUUUCCUCCUGUUACUAGCUCUGCAAUUGCUUUCAAGCAGCAAAAUUAAAAAAAAGAUUCAGCAUCA
Anolis carolinensis (green anole) is the source of this 3716-nucleotide messenger RNA. It is a transcript of the gene creb3l1, whose product is annotated as cAMP responsive element binding protein 3 like 1. Gene Ontology annotation, molecular function: cAMP response element binding; DNA-binding transcription factor activity, RNA polymerase II-specific. The record is from RefSeq and is a predicted model, not a curated record. NCBI's taxonomy places the organism in Eukaryota, Metazoa, Chordata, Lepidosauria, Squamata, Anolidae. The transcript has 12 exons. Gene Ontology annotation, biological process: regulation of transcription by RNA polymerase II. Bases 250 to 1773 code for a protein of 507 amino acids.